Hypanus sabinus (Atlantic stingray) is the source of this 634-nucleotide messenger RNA. Its product is annotated as LWamide neuropeptides-like. Lineage: Eukaryota; Metazoa; Chordata; Chondrichthyes; Myliobatiformes; Dasyatidae. The transcript is spliced from 2 exons. The record is from RefSeq and is a predicted model, not a curated record. Bases 69 to 512 code for a protein of 147 amino acids.
UGUGGGGUCGGAAGGUGAACCGGCCCCGGUGUGUGGGAUCCAGAGUGAGCCGAUGGGAAUGUGGGGAGAUGUGGGGUCGGAAGGUGAACCGGCCCCUGGUGUGUGGGAUCCGGAGUGAGCCGAUGGGAAUGUGGGGAGGUGCCGGGUCGGAAGGUGAACCGGCCCCGGUGUGUGGGAUCCGGAGUGAGCCGAUGGGCAUGUGGGAAGAUGUGCCGGGUCGGAAGGUGAACCGGGCCCCGGUGUGUGGGAUCCGGAGUGAGCCGAUGGGAAUGUGGGGAGAUGUGCCGGGUCGGAAGGUGAACCGGCCCCGGUGUGUGGGAUCCGGAGUGAGCCGAUGGGAAUGUGGGGAGAUGCUGGGUCGGAAGGUGAACCGGGCCCCGGUGUGUGGGAUCCGGAGUGAGCCGAUGGGAAUGUGGGGAGAUGUGCCGGGUCGGAAGGUGAACCGGCCCCGGUGUGUGGGAUCCGGAGUGAGCCGAUGGGAAUGUGGGGAGAUGUGCCGGGUCGGAAGGUGAACCGGCCCCCGGUGUGUGGGAUCCGGAGUGAGCCAAUGGGAAUGUGGGGAGACGUGCCGGGUCAGAAGGUGAACCGGUCCCCGGUGUGUGGGAUCCGGAGUGAGCCGAUGGGAAUGUGGGGA